AUGGCUAGCGCAUCCGUAAACGCAGCGGCUUCCUCUACAGCCGCGCCAGCGGAGAAACGGGAACAUUGGAUCACACCCCCAAAAUUUGAUGGAAUGGAUGAAUAUCUCUCGAGAUUCCCGCUUCCUGGUCAUCCCCGAAAUACUACUCCACUAUUACAAACUCCAGAUGAUGCAGAUACGAACACGCUCGCUGAGAUUUAUGCUAAAUUCGAGGUCAACCAUAAAUUAAUACCAGGCAACCCAUACAACCAGAUCAUCAAAUAUAUGCACAAGCAGGAUGUUCGAGUUGAAUAUAAAGGUCGCCUAAUAGACCUCACGUUCAAAGACAUUAUGGAGAGCUCCCAACCGACGAACGCGGAAAUCAAGAACUGGCUUGCAGUUCUUUCUAGUGCCCUGAACGUAGCUGGAAAACUAGACGAUCCCACAGCACCACGCAUGGUUGCAUAUUUGUUGUACGGCCUCUUCGACCUUAAGUCAAGGUUUGAAGAACUUGAAAAGCUUCAUCAGGACCUGCUUCAUGAGGACCUUCUCCGUCAUAUCGAUGCAGUGAUUUUGAAUGCGCAAAAAAUCCGCGAUGACAGCAAAUUUCAUCCAGCAUCUUAUCUCGGAUGGGAACAUGCAAUCCUUAAACCGGAGAAGGGAUUUGGAGAUAUAGGUUUGUAG
This is a messenger RNA of Puccinia triticina, 663 nucleotides long. RefSeq lists its product as uncharacterized. The record is from RefSeq and is a predicted model, not a curated record. The coding region runs from base 1 to 663 and encodes 220 amino acids. NCBI's taxonomy places the organism in Eukaryota, Fungi, Basidiomycota, Pucciniomycetes, Pucciniales, Pucciniaceae. The transcript is spliced from 6 exons.